GGCCAGCCCUCAGUCGACACAUGCACUGUGGCCAAAGUCUCUUACUGAUCGGGAGAUACGGCAAUCUGUGUGGGAUUAAAACGUGCAGCAGAACAGGUUGUCACAGACGCAGUGAGGCACUAAGUGAGCCCUGACCCAAGCACAUAAAACACUAAGACAGAAAGAAAGAACUUCCUUUAUGGAGUCCGACGGUGCCGGCAGCGUGCAGUACGACCGCUGGAAUGAGGACAACAUCAACAUGAACGUGGAGCCUUCACAGUCUGCUGUGAGGAGAAUCUACAACAGAGUGUGUGUGGGCAGUACCGGAGUGGUUUUGAAGUCAGGAGCUGCUAUAGCUGCAUUGGUGUCUGUUUACAUCAUUGGGUAUGUGACUGGAUACUAUGUCCAUCGGUGCUGAUGGCCAAACCAGUCAUGACAAAAACAGAAAUGGACAUCUGGACAUUCCAUGGAAACACUUAAUUAUGUUUGCACAAAUGCUUGUGAUAACUGCUCAAUAUGACUGUGUUCAAGAAAUGACAAAUGUUUUUAUUUUGAGACAAAUUCCUCUUUUAUUUUUAACGCUGCAUGAUUAGUCUGGAAUUAUCUUUGAAUAUUCUCUGAAGUGAAUUAUCUCGUACCAAAAAUUGUUUGGCAUGUAAAAGAAAACUGUGCCUAUGUAACCCAGCACCUUAAUUACAGUGAUGCCUGACUUUCAAACUCCACACGACUGAGUGGAUUUAAUGUCUAUCAAUGCAUGAAAUUCAUUCUCAAUUGUCUGUGCUUUAAAUGAAGUGCAAACAUGCCAUUGUACGAACAUCUAAUCAAAAAU
Molecule: messenger RNA, 808 nt
Organism: Menidia menidia (Atlantic silverside)
Lineage: Eukaryota; Metazoa; Chordata; Actinopteri; Atheriniformes; Atherinopsidae
Source: the annotation of a GenBank genome assembly